AUGGCUCUGGGCGCGCGCACCGACUUCGACCCCGGGCAGGACGUGCUCCCGUGGCUGCGGGCGGCCGGCGGCGCAGGCAUUUUAGAAGCAAAUUAUGAGAGCUUGCAUGUACUAAAUGUUGAAAGAAAUGGAAACAUUAUUUAUACCUAUAAGGAUGCUAAGGGAAAUGCCAUCUUUGGAUUAUAUGACUGCCAAACCAGACAAAAUCAGCAUUUAUAUACUUUUGAGAAAGACUUAGAAGUUAUCAGUUGCUCUGUCAACAGCGAGAAAACCUUGCUUGCUGCAAGCUUGGCUCAGUAUACUCAAGGAGGAACAAGGAAUGAGCUUCAGCCAGGGUCAAACUGUUUAACUUUGCUGGCGGAGAUACAUCCCGUUAACAAUGUGAAGGUUCUAAAAGCAGUGGACAGCUGUAUUUGGGUACAGUUUCUCUACCCACAUGUUGAAAGUCGCCCUCUUUCGCAGAACCACCUGUUACUGAUCUCAGAAGAGAAAUAUAUUGAGCAAUUUCAUAUCCGAGUCACCCAAGAAGAUGGAAACAGAGUGGUAAUCACAAAUUCUGGUCAUCUCCCAAGAGACAGAAUAGCUGAGGAUUUUGUUUGGGCUCAGUGGGAUAUGUCAGAGCAGAGGCUGUACUACAUUGUCGUGAAGAAAUCAAAGAGUAUCUUGAAAUGCAUCCAGUUUUGUGCUGAUGAGAGCUUCAAAUUAAUGUUUGAAGCACCCUUGGACAUACCACUAAGUGACUCAGGAUUUAAACUUGUUAACUUUGGAUGUGAUCAUCAUCGAGACCAGGAGAAGUUAUGCAAACACCUGUCUCUGUGUGUUUUCACCAACCAUACAGGAAGUUUGUGUGUAUGUUACAGCCCGAAGUUUGACUCAUGGGAACAAAUCACAUAUUCAGUGUUUUAUCUUCAUAAAGGGUAUAGCAAGACCUUCACCAUUCCUCUGGGGAGUUCUGCCUCACACCUGACAGAGGGCAUUACUUUCCUCAACCUUGGAUAUUAUGUUGCUGUUUACUUACCUGGUUAUUUCUUUCAUUUACUUAAUAUUCAACAUCCAGACUUGAUCUGCCACAGUCUAUUUCUGACAGGAAACAACAAAAUGACCAAUCAGCUACCUCAUAGUCCUUUACAGUCGCUGUCAAGAUCCCUAGUUCUGGACAGCUGUUCUGGAAAGCUCUACCGAGUGUCCCUUGACCAGUCUUGUUUACUGCGGUUCCUCUGGAGCACCUGCGUAGACUGGGAGAAGAUGGCUGCCUUGCACUGUGUUCUGUCAUGUGGUCGAGGCCCGUGUUUCCCAGAAGGCCAGAUUAUCCAGUGGGUUUUGGAGGCUGUCUCUGCGUGCCAUUCAUUUGACCUCAUUCAGGAAUUUCUAAUUGCUUCUUCGUACUGGAGUGUAUAUCCAGAAUCGAGUAACCUCGAUGCUCUUCUGCCGUACUCCUCAGUGCUCACUUGGAACACAGACAUUCCUGGAAUAACCCUUGAGACAGAAGAGAUCACGUUGCCUCUUCUGAAGGUGCACAGCUUGAAGGGCUACUGGGCAAAGCUCAGCUCCAACUUUGAGUAUGCUAAGUACACCAAUCCCCACUUACACUAUCACAACAGCGUGGUCAGGAGAGAGUGGCACAACCUGAUCUCCGAAGAGAAAACAGGGAAAAGAAGGUCCACGGCAUAUGUGAGGAACAUUCUGGAUAAUGCAAUAAAGGUGAUUUCUAACAUGGAAGCAAAGAAUUCUGAGCCAAGGUUAAUACCCCUCCUGCAGGAGGAAGAUCACCACCAGCGGCUACUUGUGGGCUUGAUGGUGUCAGAGCUAAAAGAUCAUCUUUUGAGACAUUUACAGGGUGUGGAAAAGAAGAAAAUUGAACAGAUGGUCCUGGAUUACGUUUCAAGACUGCUGGAUCUCAUGUGCUGCAUGCUGGAAACCAGUUGGAAGAAACACAACCUGCAUUCCAGGGUUCUCCAUCUCAAUAGGCCAGGCAGUGCUGCAGAGUUUGAAGUCUUUCACCUCAUGACCAGGAUCUUGGAAGCUACUACCAGCUUGUGUUUACCUCUGCCUCCUGGCUUCCACACUCUGCAUCUGAUUCUCGGGGUGCACUGUCUCCCAACGCACAACCUGCUGCAUUUCAUUGACAGUGGAGUACUGCUUCUCACGGAAGCAGCCGGCACAAGGAUCAUGAAAGAUCUGGACAAUACAGAGAAAAAUGAAAAACUAAAAUUCGGCAUCAUUGAGCGGCUCCCUCCGCUCAUUGGUCAGAAGAUCUGUCGACUUUGGGAUCAUCCUGUGAGUUCCAACAUCCUUUCACAGAACCAUGUGACGCGACUGCUUCAGAAUUAUAAGAAAGAGCCUCGGAAUUCUAUGGUCAACAGGUCAUCAGUCCAUGUGGAAUUUCUGCCUCUGAACUACUUCAUUGAAAUCCUGAAGGAUCUAGAGUCUUCUAGUCAAGCUCUGAAUGAUUUUGAUGGAGACGACAAUGUGGAUGCAGCAUUUAUAGAAGCCACAGCUCUCAAGCAAACCACUAUGCUUUUAGGUUUAUAAAAGCAGAAAUGAAGUCCCAUCUGCAUCUAGUAUUUUAAUUUUCACUAAUUUCACUUCAUUGAUAAUUCGUUAGCAGUAUUGAAAAUCUGUAUGUACCAUGCGAGAGUAUUGAGUUUCAGUGUGGUCCUUGUCCGAAUAAGCUGCCACUACUUCACUUAGAUUGAGUCACAUGUAGAGAAAUGACAAAGGGUCCAAGAAGAUGCAAAAUGCUAGUUUAUGUUGUACUACAAAAUAUUAAAAAAAUUAGAAACAGUGCUUAGAAUAGCAAAAACUAGAUAAACCACUGACAUUGUAAUUAGCAGAAAAAUUAAAUGCUGCCAAGAGGAUUAAGUAGAACUUGAAUUUGAACUAUCUCCAAUGUAGAACAAUUUAUAACAAAUAGCAAUUUGUACAUAUGUACGGUAGGGUUUUGUCUUCAUGAUGGUUGAGAUGAAACUAUAUUUAAUAUUUUUGUAUUUGUAAAAGUUUGAUUUAUAAUUUUGUUAUUACUCAGCACUUUUCCUGACUUUCUUUUUGAGUAUAGUUUUUCUUAGAAAAACUUUUUUUUCCCAGUGACUUUCACCUGCUCCGUAAGUGCAGUUACUUUCUGGGCUUAGCUUAUAACCUACCAUUUUUCCCUUGGUGCAUGCGUGAAAUUUUAAUGAUUCUAAAUAUUAUUAAUUGGUAUGCUAAUUUAACUUCUGAAAUCAUUGUUGUCCGCUAAGAACUGUUCUGUCCUUUAGAAAUUUCCUUUAUGUUCAAAUACAUUAUGGUUACCAGGCUGAGCAUCUUGUAGCCGGAUCAGCAGUGCGACAAUAGUGUAUGUAAAAAUUACUAUCUGUUACAAGUUAGUCCAAUUCAGUUUUUUAAAAAUCCUCUUUGCGGGCUGGAGAGAUGGCUUAGUGGUUAAGGCGUUUGCCUGCAAAGCUGAUGCACAUGUCUGGAGGCCCUGGUGUGCCCAUUCUCUUCAAUAAAUAAUAAAAAAAAAUUUUUUUUAAAUCCUCUCUGCAAGCCAAGUUCUUAUGUGACAUUUUUCUUCUCAUUAUAUGUUAUUUGCAAUGGUGCACCUUUAUUUUUCUUGU
This is a messenger RNA of Jaculus jaculus (lesser Egyptian jerboa), 3593 nucleotides long. It is a transcript of the gene Gsap, whose product is annotated as gamma-secretase activating protein. The record is from RefSeq and is a predicted model, not a curated record. NCBI's taxonomy places the organism in Eukaryota, Metazoa, Chordata, Mammalia, Rodentia, Dipodidae. Gene Ontology annotation, biological process: positive regulation of amyloid-beta formation. Gene Ontology annotation, cellular component: trans-Golgi network. The coding region runs from base 1 to 2532 and encodes 843 amino acids. The transcript is spliced from 31 exons.